AAAAUAAACAUUUUAAAUCGUUUGGUAAAUAGUGCAAAUUCUCUAAUAGAUGUAAAUACAGUCCAAUUUAAUCGCGUAUAAUUCCCGUGAAAUGAUCAAAUUGCUUAAUAUUGAGCAAAAUUUCAUACGUGCCAAAUAUGAUGCAAUUUAAAAAAUAACAAUAGCGAAAUUGCAAAACAUGACUCCAAAUUCCAAUAACUAUUUUUAGAGCCCCGAAAAAAUGUGACAAAGAUAAACCGAACGUAUCGGAACUCGUGGAUCGGGCCGCGUGCUCUACCGAGUAAUACUUUGCAAAUUAUGCCUUGCCUACGCCUAUUCAAUUCAAGCAAAAUUUAUUCUCAAAUAUUCCCGACUAGUGGACGUUUAUCAGGAAAUCGCGCGUCACAGAGGCGGGCAAUAUAAACUUGUAUAAUGCCAGCAACCUAACCACUAACCACUGCAUCAUUAAAACUAAGUGGAGUUCCUGUUUUGAGUGGAAGGCAAAUACAUUAUUAUCUGAACUACUGUAUAGAUAUACGGUAACGAUCCGAGCUUCUCCAUUAUUGAAAUAACAAUGGGAAAGUACGUUCUCGGGAUAGAUAUCGGCACGACAUCUGUGAAAGUGUGCAUCGUCAAUACAGAAACGAACGAAGUGGAGUCCCAGCAUAUUAAAGACACCCAGUCUAAUAUACCCAGUGAUACAGGACCAGGGGGUAACAAACAAAAUGUCACUAAAAUUAUUUCGGCGUUGAAUUUGUGCGUUUCGAAAAUGCCUAAACAUUUGCUACAAGAGAUUUCGAAAAUCGGUAUUUGCGGACAAAUGCACGGCGUGUUGUUCUGGAAAAACGACCCAGAGAGUAAAGCUUGGGAUAUAAUAGAGAAAGACACUUCAGUAAGGUACGAUGUCUUGCAAGAAAGGGUAUCUGCUUUGUACACCUGGCAAGACAACAGAUGUGAUCCCAGUUUUUUGUCCACUCUUCCUACACCACAGUCCCAUUUGAACGUCUCCACCGGCUUUGGGGCCGCUACUAUGUUUUGGAUGACCAAAAAUAAGCCCGGCAAAUUGCAGAAAUAUAAUUGUUCUGGGACGAUAGCAGAUUUCGCAGUGGCAAUGCUGUGUGAUCUGGAUAAACCGCUUAUGUCUUGCCAAAUGGCUGCCAGUUGGGGUUACUAUAAUUGCCGAACAUCCCAAUGGAACAAGGACGUUUUAAAGGGAGCGAAUUUCCCGGUGGAUUUAUUACCCGAUAUCAAACCUAGCGGUUCUAUAGCUGGUACUUUAGCCGGCAGCUGGCAUAGCAUACCGCAAGGAACGCCUGUAGGCGUGGGUUUAGGAGAUCUGCAAUGCUCGGUGUUAUCCACAGCAGAAACCCUCCAAGACGCCGUGUUAAAUAUCUCCACAUCGGCUCAAAUUUCGUUCGUCGUGGAAAAUUACCAAGCCACAGAAGGGCCACCCGAAGUCACUUCGCUCACUUACUGGCCGUACUUUAACAAGCAACACGUAGCAGUGGCUGCUUCGUUGAACGGUGGAAAUUCAUUGGCAACUUUCGUGAGAAUGUUACAACAGUGGGUAUUGGAUUUGGGUUUCAGCGUACCGCAAUCGAAAGUUUGGGAGAAAUUGUUAGUACUCGGAAUGGAAGAUUCAGCCGAUUCGGAUUUAAUCGUAACACCUACUUGUUUGGGCGAAAGAUACGAUCCCGAUUUAACAGCGUCCGUUUCAAACAUUACCGUCGGUAAUCUGGGGUUGGGUCAAUUGUUCAGGGCUUUAUGCAGGGGCAUGAUUGAAAAUCUACAUAGAAUGAUACCUCGAGAAGUUCUGGGAAACGUGGGAAUCAACAGGAUCGUAGGCAACGGUUCCGGUUUGUCUCGAAACAAAAUACUUCAAAAAGAAGUGCAAAACCUCUUCCAGCUACCGCUAGUGUUUACCAGCGGCGGGGACGCCGCCAAAGGGGCAGCUUUAGCUGUUCAUCUCUAUUCGAAUGCUUAAGUGCUAUGAGAAACAAGAUGAUCACUGAAAUAUUUUGUGUUUUAUGUUAUUACUUAUACAAGUUACUUUUAAAGUCAUUUAAAAGCAAUUGCUGGGUUAUAAAUUUAACUUAACAGAUUUAAUAUUUUAGCCAAAUUUUCAAAAGGCAAUUUAAAAGAAUUUGUGUAAGUAAUACUCUCUAUUUUUUAUCUUUUUUAUUCCUUGAUAAAGUAUUAUUUGUUGUUAACGAAGUCUUGCCAUUAAGUUUAUUCCUGAUAAAUGUUUAAUAUUUAUAUUUUAUAGAUUUUUGUGCAAUAAGUUAACUGUUUAAAAAUUGUUAUUCCAUGUUCUUCCAAGAUGUGCUUUUAGAGAAGAGCAUUUAUUCAUCUGUUUAAACUCAUAUUUAUACAGGGUAAUUUUAAAGCAAUAUCUAGAAAAUUCAAUCAUAGUAUACAUAUAUGCUAACUUUAGUUAGCGUAUAUCUCACAUAGUGAUGAAUUAUUAUUUAGAUAAUGAUAAAAUAAUGCAAUUAAUGAAAUUGAUGCUUAAAGUGUAUAAAUGCUUAAAAUACUACAAAUAUUGUGCGAGGCUAUUUACAUCGUAUUGACAGUAAUUAUCAAUAGUAUAGUAUUAUCAUUCACAAUACUUUCAUCUAACAAUCUGUAUGGGUAAGUGCAAAUUUGUUUACACGAGGGGAUUCUCCGCGAUUGCAAUAUGGUCACUUCUAUGAGUUGAACAAAGAAAGAUUAUUAAAAUAAUAGUGGUUAGAGUGAGAAAGUUGCAAUCACCCAAUAUUACUCUUUCUUUUUUCUUUAAAUGAGACUAACGGAAGUUUGUCUUUGUUGCACUCAUAGACCAUCAUGGAGAAAGAAAGAUGUCUUAUAUAUUUUAUCUAUGUAGACCAUAUAUUGCGUGCAAAUUUGCACUUAACUGUAUAUGUGGCCUUUAGAAUGAACUGCUGUAUUGAAAGAUUUGCCUGAUCUUUAUUAAUUAAUAGGUACAUUUAAAUUGAAGCUUGCCUUAUAUUGAAAAUAAAGCUUCUGGCUAUCUAGCUGUUUUGUUGAAAAAUAGAAAGAAUUUUUAAAUUUAAGACUUAUUAUUCGGACUCUCCAAAAUCUUAUCUUUU
Messenger RNA from Phyllotreta striolata, 3068 nucleotides. Lineage: Eukaryota; Metazoa; Arthropoda; Insecta; Coleoptera; Chrysomelidae. The record is from the annotation of a GenBank genome assembly.